Molecule: messenger RNA, 890 nt
Organism: Nezara viridula (southern green stink bug)
Lineage: Eukaryota; Metazoa; Arthropoda; Insecta; Hemiptera; Pentatomidae
Source: the annotation of a GenBank genome assembly
AAAAAAAAUUCCACAUUAAAUGAAAAAUAUUCCGGAUAUAUUACUGAAAAAGCAUGCCAGGAAGGGGUAAUUCAAUUUUUUAAAUUAUUUUAAAGCACAUAAAUGAAAACAUCUGUUUGGUAUAACAAAUAGAUUUAUAUUAUUUAAUCAAAUCAGAAAACAUGUGAUUAAUUUCAUGAUUUGAACACGCGUCACAUCUACAUGUAUCCUUCAAGCCACGAACACUAAUCUACUCCUUCAUGGACUCAGAUCACUAUUCACACUAGUGUGCUCACCAGCAAAUGAUUGAGGCCACAAGGCUACCAGAGGAUUCCACAGAUGCAUUUUGUCUAACCACUAACUUUCCACUAUGCGUAGAAACAGUGGAAUCGACCACUAACUACCAUAUCAAUAAAGUAUCUCAAACUUCAGCAGGCACAAAUGGAUAUGUUGUUAUGAGAACAAAUAUUGAUUAUUAUUUUAAUUUAAACGAAAAGCAAGAAAAUGUUGGGACUCCUUUUAUGAAUGAUUCCAUGACUUUUUCAAAGGAUUUCGUUGAAGUAUUGUUGACUAAACAGUUUGAAGAAAACCAAAUGACUGAAGAAAAUGGUUUAAAACAAGAUAAAGCUAUACAAACAAUUUUUAACAAGGCAAAUUCGAGAAGUAGAAAAAAAUGUAAGAGUGUCUGUAUAAAUAAGAAAAGGCACAGGAAAAAGGACAAAGAUUUUCGGCCUGAUGGGAAAAACUCCGAUGAACAAACUUCAUCGUCUGAUGCAAAAAGUGAAAGUGACCAAACAAGCUCUGAUUCAUCUUGUGAACAAUUUUUUAUAAAGGAAUGUACGUGUGAAUAGUGUUGUCCGUCCCAGUGUUUUGAGUGUGAGAGUAAACAAAGCACAAAUACACAAAAAUAU